Grammomys surdaster is the source of this 3720-nucleotide messenger RNA. RefSeq names its product cytohesin 3 (gene Cyth3). Gene Ontology annotation, molecular function: guanyl-nucleotide exchange factor activity. The transcript is spliced from 13 exons. The record is from RefSeq and is a predicted model, not a curated record. Lineage: Eukaryota; Metazoa; Chordata; Mammalia; Rodentia; Muridae. The coding region runs from base 116 to 1315 and encodes 399 amino acids. Gene Ontology annotation, biological process: regulation of ARF protein signal transduction.
GCGCACGCUGAGGAGCUCUCCGGUUCUCCCCGCGACCACUUCUCCUAGUCCCCGCUUUCAGCCCAGUCACUCCCGCCGGCUCUGGGCUCGCCGGCUGGCGGGGAGUGGCCUCAAGAUGGACGAAGGCGGUGGCGGUGAGGGCGGCAGCGUGCCUGAAGACCUGUCAUUAGAAGAGCGAGAAGAACUUUUGGACAUUCGUAGAAGAAAAAAGGAACUUAUUGAUGACAUUGAGAGGCUGAAAUAUGAAAUUGCAGAAGUGAUGACGGAGAUUGACAACCUGACUUCAGUGGAGGAGAGCAAAGCUACUCAGAGGAACAAGCAAAUAGCCAUGGGAAGGAAGAAAUUCAACAUGGACCCCAAAAAGGGCAUUCAGUUUCUAAUUGAGAACGACCUGCUACAGAGCUCCCCAGAGGAUGUCGCCCAGUUUCUGUACAAAGGAGAGGGCCUGAACAAGACCGUCAUCGGAGACUACCUGGGCGAGAGGGAUGAUUUUAAUAUCAAAGUUCUUCAGGCUUUUGUCGAGCUGCAUGAGUUUGCUGAUCUCAACCUUGUCCAGGCCUUAAGGCAGUUCCUAUGGAGCUUCAGACUUCCCGGAGAGGCGCAGAAGAUUGAUCGCAUGAUGGAGGCCUUCGCAUCCCGAUACUGCCUGUGCAACCCUGGGGUCUUCCAGUCCACAGAUACGUGCUACGUGCUCUCCUUUGCCAUCAUCAUGCUCAACACCAGCCUACAUAACCACAACGUGCGUGACAAGCCCACGGCCGAGCGCUUCAUCACCAUGAACCGAGGUAUCAACGAGGGCGGGGACCUUCCUGAGGAGCUGCUGAGGAACUUGUAUGAAAGUAUCAAGAAUGAGCCGUUUAAGAUCCCAGAGGACGAUGGCAAUGAUCUGACGCACACCUUCUUCAAUCCAGACCGAGAAGGCUGGCUGCUGAAGCUGGGGGGUCGUGUGAAGACCUGGAAACGGCGCUGGUUCAUCCUCACAGAUAACUGCCUCUACUACUUUGAAUACACCACGGACAAGGAGCCCAGGGGCAUCAUCCCCCUGGAGAACCUCAGCAUCAGGGAGGUGGAGGACCCUCGGAAACCGAACUGCUUUGAGCUGUACAACCCCAGUCACAAAGGGCAAGUCAUCAAAGCCUGCAAGACAGAGGCGGAUGGCCGUGUGGUGGAGGGGAACCAUGUUGUAUACCGGAUCUCUGCCCCCAGCCCUGAGGAGAAGGAGGAGUGGAUGAAGUCCAUCAAAGCAAGCAUCAGUAGGGACCCGUUCUAUGACAUGUUGGCCACGAGGAAAAGGAGGAUUGCCAAUAAGAAAUAGGUAAAUGUCAAGACCCAGACUCCAGCGGAUACAUUGGCCUCACAGGCGGUAGGACUGGGGACAGUGUGCUGUCCACGGGUCCUCCAGAACAGCCAGCUAAGGCCCGAGACCUCAAGCCUGUGCUUUGGGACAUUGGCCAGCUGUGAGCAUCUCCUUCCUGCCACCGUCCUAGCGUUGACCUUUGGGGACCCUUGUCCACAACAGCACCUGGUGAUACAGCCUCCAGAUCUGCACAGCCCACACGGGACUCCUUUUCUGGAGCCAGAGCCUCAUCCAUACCAUGCCACGCCUGCUCUUUGGGGCAGCACUACAUGUUCUAGGAGUCACUGUUUUAUAUCAAAAUGGGGAAGGAAAACCUACCACUUUUUUAUCCAGAAUUUUUCUCAGAUAUAUAGGAUUAUAGCUUUUAUAUGCCUUUUUAUAUUCUGAAAAUUAUAAUGAAAGAUACUUAAUUUCUAACAGUAGUAUUUUUAGAAUGGCAGCUAUAAACUUAACUCCUGGACACAAGUAUAUACUGUGCACUGGAAACAGUCUAUAUAUGCAGCCCCCAAGCACUUGAGGCGGGAACAGGUGGGGCACAGGCAGCCACUCGGGGUGAAGAGGCAGUGGGGUGAACAUGAGGACCAGUGUGUGCUUGGGAGACUCAGGUGUGACUGCUGCUUCCCCUCACAUGCUUCUCUAGGAUGAGUCAGUAAGGUAUGGCUAUGGUUCGGGGAGUUGAUCUUGUCAGCGCCAAGGCCUGGAGAUGGAGCUCUUCCUCUGGAAACAAGCCACUUGCGUGUAGAACCACAUUGAACUGUUUGACCUUCGUAUAGGACAGUUCCAUGGGGUCCAUCUGCACAUGGCUCUUGACUUUGGUACUUUUGUUGCUUGCUGUUUCAAACUUUGGUUAAGUGUUGACAUAUAUUUUGAUGUAGUGAGUAGGCAGAAGCAGCCAGAAAUAAUCCACCUGUCCUCUAGUAGUGCCGAGUUUUCCAACAUGGACGUGCUUUUGAGGAGGGGAAAGCUGAAGACGGCACUGAGGAACACCUGUGGCAUCUAGACCCCUAUAUAUACCAGCGUUAUGACUUCAGGGCACAUGUGCUUGGGCCAAGACUGUGUAAGGCGAUAGGGUGAUGAAUGGUCAUUUUAGAGAACCCUCUGGAGGCUGCACGUGGCUUAUUUGGAAAAUGGCUUUCCCCUGCAGACCCUCAAUACUCUGUGCACACACCUGCAGCUUGUGUUCUAAGGGGCCUUGAAAACCUCCAACCAAAUGUCCUUACAUAAGGCUUUCAGUGAGCCGUCUUGAGGCUUUUUACCUCUGACCUUGGUUGGUGGUAGCUGUCAUCUAAGAUGGCACAGGGGGAUGUGAAGGCCAGAAUUCCCUCAUGUACCAGACUGAUCACUUUAUGGUUUAUUCCCAAGCUUCUAGGCUUUCUUUUACUAAUACCUCAAAUCUGAAACCCUUGCAUUUGGGCUGUCUGGCUAGUGUGUAUGCAGCCAGGCUUCCAGUCUUCCAUGAUCCCUAACCCCUACUCCCCACUCCCUGCCUUCGCCACCUCAGACCCGAACUUACUGCUGGUGGGGCACCUGUUGGGAGGUGGGAACUGGCAUUCCUUCAAUCAGACCACGGUGAGCCGGUCUGAUGUUCAACCCAGGUGUGGUCCUAGGCAACAGAGCUCUGUCGGAUAUGGAGGACGGGACAUUAAGCAUGAGGCUACCUAAUGUCUUUAAUGCCAUAGUCAUCUUUGAGGGGACCUUACCUAUGGCUAUUGGUUUGCCUGAUGGCUGUUGGUGCUAAGAAUCCUAAGUUACUGGCUCUUGGAGUAUCCCCGUGGAGUCACUUAACUCAGGUUAUGUUGUGACAGUGUUAACCCUGAGGGCAUCUGCCACUCGCAGAGCUUGUGAAGGCUCAGGCACUCAUGCCCUUCACCCUUUGUCUGCACUCAGCAGUGAAGCACUAAGCCCUACUCUGGCCAAAGACAGUUUCCUGUCCUGCUGGUCCCUGGACGUCAUUUUUGGGUUUCAGAACACUUGAUGUGGUACUGCAGUGUAACUAGGAACCGUCUGGAGAUGCAGCGGCCUCCUAUGCUUUGUGUCAUACUGACUUCAGAGCUACAGAUGUGCUUUGCUCACAAGUUAGGUGGUUACAGACCAGAAACCAUAAGUUGUGAUUUCUUCUAUCUUAGAAAACAUUUCUAUUUACAAUAAAGUUACUAUGUAAAUAGUGUACAUAUGUUAAUUUCUUCAGUGUUAUACAAUGUACAUAUCCUACAACCUGCAUGAAGAAAUAUCCUAUUAAUGUUGAUAUCAGAAUUUCUGGCUAUUUUAUUGCAAAGCAAACAGCUAAAUGGAGGGCCUUACAGCUGUUGGAACUAUUGCAAAUGCUGUGUUCCCUAAAUAAAAACAUAUUGCUAAAACCAAAA